Messenger RNA from Chlamydomonas reinhardtii, 6018 nucleotides. RefSeq lists its product as uncharacterized. The transcript is spliced from 27 exons. Bases 238 to 5613 code for a protein of 1791 amino acids. Lineage: Eukaryota; Viridiplantae; Chlorophyta; Chlorophyceae; Chlamydomonadales; Chlamydomonadaceae. The record is from RefSeq and is a predicted model, not a curated record.
AAUACUACGCUACACGUGUAUCGCGGUCUGCAGGCGGCAUACAGCUCCACACGUUGACACGUUAACACUGCGCCGCACCCGUGACGUGCGCGAAGUGCACUUUUGCUGCAUUUGGCGGGAACUGAGCCGUGUCGCCUUGCCUCGCAAGUCUACCGCCCAGUGCUCAAGUAGCUUCUUCUGCAUACUGUCAAUUACUUGACACCAUGCAUAGGCGACAGAUCUGAGGCAUAGGCGACAAUGUUUCUCCGCUUCAUCGCGAGCGGUUCCAACCCGCCACCAGCUCCGGAUAGCGCAGCUGUGGAGUUUACAGACUCAAAGCUGUACCUUGCGGCGAAUGGGAGCAGCCUGCGCGCGGUGCUUUGCGAGAAGACGAACGCUCGCGUGCAAGCUACGUUGCUGGCGCGCAAUACGAGCGCCUGGGUGCAGCAAACAAAUGGCCAGAUUCAGAAAAUGCAACGCGGCGUGAUGCUGGCUCUGGCACCCGGCGACGAGGUGCUGUUCGGGCCGGCAUCCGCGACGGAGCCCGACGCGGAGCCCGAGGUGGCGUUCCUGCUCCAGAGCGUGGACGUGGACGUCGGCGCGGCGCUGCUGCGGGCCAGCUUUGCAUCGGCUGUGGAUGGCUACCAGGCUUCAGCUGGCGCGGGCGACGCCGGCGUCGAGGGCGCAGCGUCCCCUGCUGCCCCCGCGCCCGCGCUCACAGAGGCCGGGGCUAGUGGCAGCCUCCAGUCGGGCCAGCGGCAGUCGGCGCCUGGCGCCACCGCCCCGCCAUGCACACCUGCUGCCGGCCGCCUGCGGAACCUUCAGCACGUCGCGUCCCUCACCUAUCCCCUGUCAUCCGCUGCCUCGCCGCCGGCCAAGCCCGCCAGCCCCACGGCGGCUGCAACCACCAGCCUCGCAGCUCAUGGCACCAACGGCGCCUGCCCUGCUGAUGAGGAAGCCGUGGCCGCUGGCGACCAGCCAAUCGCCGAGGGGCCCGCCGGGCCUGCCACGGAAGGUGUCAUGGACGUGGUCAUGGCGGAGGUGCGCGGCGGCGGCGCUGAGGCCGCUGUGGCUGCUGCUGUGGCGGCCGCUGGCGCUGAUGUGUCGGCUGCCGGCGUGGGUGAGUCCAGGGGCACGGCAGGCCCCGGUACGGAGGAGCAGGUGGUGACUGCAGGCGAGGGCGCGCAUGACGGCGAAGAGCCUGCUGAUGCGGCUGGUGUUGCAGCGCCGGCAAGCGCCGCAGGCACGGGUGGUGCGGAGGGACCCACGGUGGCGCCUCAUCAGCCGCAGCAGCCGCAGCGGCACCACGCCCGCGUCAAGGACGAGCCGCUGGACGAGGCGCCCCUGGGUGAGCCGCAGCCGCAGCAGGAUGAGGCGCAGCAGGAGGCGGCGCAGCAGGAGGCGCAGCAGGAGGCGCAGGCGGGGCCGGCCACGGAGCCGCCCGGCACUCGCCCCGCCAAGACGCCCGCGGGCGGUGGUGUGGACGCCGUGUUGAACGAAUGCAAGGACAUCGUCAGCUCCGUCAGCGAGGUGCUGUUCCCAGCCCACACAACAGACCCCGCACUCGCGGGCCCAAGGAUUGCUGCCGAAUGGCGCGGCGAGCUGCAGGCGCUGCUGCAGCGCGCCACCAUGCCGCGGACCACCAUCGGCGUCGUGGGCGACACGGGAGCUGGCAAGUCCAGCCUGCUGAACGCGCUGCUGGGCGAGGAGGACAUACUGCCCACCAACGCCAUGCGCGCCUCCACUGGCUGCCCCAUUGAGGUGUCGUACUCGGCAACGGGCGCUUACCACGCCGAGGUGGAGUUCCAGACCAAGGAGGAGUGGGCGAAGCACCUGGAGAAGCUGCUGAGCGACCUGCUGGAUGAGAACGGCGUGAUACAGGUGGUGCGCGGAGAGGGCGCCGUCAGUGGGAGGUCCGAGGCGGGCGUGGCGCAGUCGAUGCUGGAGGCGGUGUAUGGGCAGGAGCUGAUUCGCGCGCCCGGCCUGACCGCCGACAAGCUGUGCGCCCACAGUAACCGCGUCACUCAGCUGCUGGGCAAGGUGGAGCCCAUCCGCAGCGCUGACGCGCUGGAGUUCAGGCGCAAGGUCGGCGUGUACGUGGACUCGCACAAUGAGGCCACGAGCCUGCAGGCCUGGCCCAUCGUCAAGGUCUGCCGCAUCGCGCACCGCUGGAAGCUGCUGGAGGGCGGUGUGGUGCUGGUGGACCUGCCCGGCACCCGCGACGCCAACGAGGCGCGCGGCCGCGUGGCGGAGGAGUACAUGCGGCGGCUGUCGGCGGUGUGGAUUGUGGCGGACAUCACGCGCGCCGUGGACAACAAGACGGCAAAGGACCUACUGGGCACGGACUUCAAGCGGCGCAUGGUCAUGGACGGCCAGGUGCACGCCAUCACCUUCAUCUGCACCAAGACCGACAACCUGGACGUGAGCAGCAUCCUAGAGAGCCUGAGCGUGGAGGAGGUGUGUGCUCGCAGCGGCACCAAGCCCGCUGCCUUCUACGAACUCGACAAGCGCAUUACGAGGCUGCAGCUGGAGGCACGGGACGCGGACAAUGCGGCUAAGGCGGCCCAGACGCGGGUGAGCGUGCGCGCUGGCGUCUGCACUAAGGUGGAGCGAGCCGCCAAGCGCCUGCAGGCCAAGGUACUGGAGCUCUGUCAGCGAGGUGGCUUGCCGGUACCCGAGGAGCUGGCCCAACUCAUGCUCCAGGCGGAGUCACCCAUGACCAGGAAGCGGCGUGAGGAGCAGCAGGCGGCGGGGGCGGCUGACAUCGAGCUGGACCUGGGCCUGCCAGAAGAGGAGGACGAGGCGGCGGCGGAGGAGGAGGACGUGGGGACGGAGCGUGGCAGCGAUGUGGAAAUGGGAGACGCGGAUGCUGAGGAGGUUGACGCGCUUGUGGACAGUGGCGGCGGCUGCGACAGCGAUGGCAGCUACUGCCCGUCGUCGGAUGGCGAGGAGGACGAAUGGGUGCCCACGGGCGGAAAGCGCAAGCGCAUGGAGGCCAGCGCGGCAGGGCAGAAGAAAAAGGGAAAGCCGGGAGUUCCACAGCGAGAGCCAAAGGUUGUCGCGAGCGCCGUGGCUGCGAGUCUGGUCAGUCUCCGCGCAGAGGCGGCGAAGAUGCCGGCGUUCACGGCGAAAUACGAGGAGGCGGUGAGGGAGUUGGAGCCGCUGCAAAGUGUGCUGGCGCGCGCAAAGCAGCUGCUGAGCGAGCAGCAGCUGCGGAUGCGCACCGUCUGUGCCCUGGCGCGCAACCACUUCAGCAGGGAGCGCCUGCAAGCGGACUUCCGGGAGGGCAUCGCCGAGAUGCUGCAGCAGGCGGGCAGCGAGGACGAGGAGCAAGCAAUCGGGCCGAUCGACAUCACCACCUACAAGCUGCCGGUGUUCUGCGUGUCGUCUCGCGAGGCGCGCAAGCUGGAGGCCGCCGGCAGCAACAAAUACGGCGAGGCUACCGUGUUCUACAGGCUGGCCGACACGCAGCUGCCCGGCCUGCGGACCCGCAUCACAAGCAUCGCCAGCUCGUCCCGGCAGCAUAUGCAGCGGCAGCUCACCAAAGACGUGUACGCGGCAAUUGACUCGGUGGGGCGCACGCUGCUCAGUCAGCGCUCGGACGGCGGGCCCGACGUAUCCAAGGCCAUGGAGCGUGCAACUGGGGCGUCCAUGCGCGCGCUGCCGGUGCGGCUGGACGCGUGCGUCAACAGCCUGGUGCAGCGGGCGCGGCGGGUGUUCCUCGCCGAGGGGCUGCAGCCGCUGCUGGGCGCCAGCGCCGACGACGCCGUUGCGCGCGCGCCAGACACCGCGCGUGACUUCGACGUCAAGCCCAGCGACCCCAGCUCCCGCAUGUUCUUCAUGACCUACCGGGGUGUGGUUCACCGCGACGGCUCUUACACCAGCCCCACGGUGGGCCCCAUCAACUGGAACGGCGCGCUCGUGCGCCCCAUCAUGGACCGCAUCGCUGUCACCUGGGCGCGGCUCUUCCAAUCGGAGCUCACCAAGUCCAUGCGGGAGCGUCUGCUUGCGGAGCUGGACGACUUCGUGAGGGGCGCGCGACACGAGCUGGAGGCGCAGGUGGCGCCGCUGCCGGGCGGCGACGAGCUGCUGCCGGCCGAGGCGGGCCGGCUGGACGAACUGUACCGCCAGGUCCGGCGCGACCAGGAGCGGCAGCUGGCGCAGGCGCUGGAGGCGCUGCACUCGGGCCUGGUGGAGACCAGCAAGGCGCUGAGCCAGGACGUGGUGGAGCCGCACGUACGGACCUCGCUCCAGGGCGCCUACCAGGCCGCCGCCAGCGAGCGCGGGCCAGGCUCCUACAAGCGGAUGCGGGACCACAUGACGUCGGCGGUCGAGCGGCUUGCACGGAUCAUGCUGCCGGCGGCCGCAAACAUGCUCCUGGCCGAGGUCGAGAAGCUGGUUGACCAGUUUGGCGAUGCUGCUUCUGCCGCCGCGUCCGCACUGCUGAGCGCUGUGCAGGCCCGCUCUGAGCUGCUGUGGGACGAAGCGCCUGCGGGAUACGAGGUGCGCUACAAGGCGGCGGCGCAGCUGGUGCAGCUGCUGGAGCGGGCGCGCAAUGUGUGCGCCCGAGCAGGCGUCAUUUCCCUGCCGCCGGCCUUCGUGCUGCCGCCGCCUCCCGCACCGGCCCCACCUGCAGCGGCAGCGGUGGUGCCGCAGGCCGAGGCCGAGGAGGUGGCCGGGGCAAGCAACGCGGGAUGCGAGGACAGCGGGGCGGUGGGCGAGGUGGAGACGGAGGAGGAGCAGGAUGAGGAGGAGCAGGACGAGGAGGAGGAGGUGGAGGCGGAUGAAGAUGAGCAGCAGGAGGAAGAAGAUGACGCAGACGAGCUGAUGACGCUGGCCGAUCUUGUGAAGCUGCAACGCGCGCAGCACGAGGACAAACAGGUAGCGCGGCAGCAGGAGCAGCCGCAGGCGGAGUGGCAAGCGCAGCAGGCCCAGCAGCAGCAGCAGCAGCAGCAUGCAGCGCAGCCGCACCAGCUGCAGCGCCAGGCGGAAAGGCAGCAACAGCAGCAGCAGCAGAAGACGGAGCCGCAGCAUCAGGCGGCGGAGCGGAAGCAGCACGAGCCAGCGGCAGGCCAAAGGCAGCAGUCGACAGGCGGCGGUGAGGCAGCCGCUGGCGCACCCACAAGCGACGGCGGCGGCGGCGGGGCCUACGCAAACACACAGCGCCAUUCUGCAGCUGCAGAAUCGGCGGCGCUGCAGCUGGUCGUUGUGCCGGACGUGCCGCGAGGACAACAUGUCCAGCCAGCCGGAGCUGCACCGGCCCCACUGGAGGCUUUGGCGGUGGCUGUGGUCGGGGAGGCGGUGAAGGCGGAGGUAGCGGCGGCGCUGGCGCGCGUCCCACCCGCUGACCCGGUGGACGCGGUGACACGGUGGGGCCUCCGCCGACUGUGGGAGCUUAGGGAGGCGCAGGAAGCUGCCAGCCAUGCUGGCGACGAGCCCACCCAUGUCCUGUGCCGCAACAACGCAGCCCUGCUGGUCGGGGCGAUCGCCGGGGUCGUUCGGAAGCUGAUGGAGCCGCGAGGGAUGCUGGAGCUCUACUCGCUGGACCCGGUAGCCUGCACCGCAGCGGCGGCGCGCACGGCCACGGGGGCGUCAGAUCUCAUUGCUGCAAUGGCGGCCGGCCCGCGCAUGUAGCGUAACGGUAAACGCUAGAACGGUUGAGCGGUGUGGCUAGGCAUGGGUUAGGUAGGUGCCGGCGACGUGAUUUGGGUCACGUGUGGCUGCGCACGCAGUGAUCAAGUGCAGGAUGCUGGAGCAGGCACGGUGUUCACCUGGCGACCAUUCAUUUCAUGCGUGCAGGAUGCAUCAUAUUGUGUUGAGCACUUGAAGCAGGUCGCGCAGUUAUAGCAAUACUGUACAGUACAGGUUUCGCAGGUUGGCAGAAACAAUUGGUGGAUGAUUACCGCUAUAUCAUAGACGUGAUGCCGGCUCGGAGGAUGAUGCGGAACGUGGAGUUGCGCAUGCAGCAGGGGUGGGAAUGUGUAUGGCAUGAGGAUCAGGCGUGUGCAGUGAGUGAAGCCACUGUAAAUCCGCGGUGAA